Molecule: messenger RNA, 17331 nt
Organism: Callithrix jacchus (white-tufted-ear marmoset)
Lineage: Eukaryota; Metazoa; Chordata; Mammalia; Primates; Cebidae
Gene: KIF3B
Product: kinesin family member 3B
Biological process (GO): microtubule-based movement; mitotic cell cycle
Cellular component (GO): microtubule
Molecular function (GO): microtubule binding; microtubule motor activity; ATP binding
Source: RefSeq, a predicted model, not a curated record
CUGGUUGCUAAGGAAGUGGGUCGCGGAGCCAGGUUGCUAAGGAAGUGAGCGGCCACUGUCUCUCCCCAUCCGGGGCAGCGGGGAAUGGCUGAGCCAGGGGUUCGCCGCCCCCGCCGCCGCCGCCGCCGCCGCCGCCGCCGCCGCCCGCUUUUGGUUCCGGCCGCAGGCCCUUAGCAUUCUGAUACAUUUUGAGUUGACACCUCUCAAGAUUGACUGGGUCAGAGUUCAUCAUGUCAAAGUUGAAAAGCUCAGAGUCAGUCAGGGUGGUGGUUCGCUGUCGGCCCAUGAAUGGCAAGGAAAAGGCUGCUUCAUAUGACACAGUGGUGGAUGUGGAUGUUAAGCUGGGGCAGGUGUCUGUGAAGAACCCCAAAGGGAUGGCCCAUGAAAUGCCCAAGACCUUCACCUUUGACGCAGUCUACGACUGGAAUGCCAAGCAGUUUGAACUGUACGAUGAGACAUUCCGACCGCUUGUUGACUCCGUCCUGCAAGGUUUCAAUGGAACCAUUUUUGCCUAUGGACAAACUGGGACGGGAAAAACCUACACAAUGGAAGGAAUCCGUGGUGACCCGGAAAAACGAGGAGUCAUUCCCAACUCAUUUGACCACAUCUUCACCCACAUCUCUCGAUCCCAGAAUCAACAGUACCUGGUCAGGGCUUCUUACUUAGAGAUCUACCAGGAGGAGAUCCGAGAUCUGCUCUCAAAGGAUCAGACCAAACGGCUUGAGCUCAAAGAGAGGCCUGACACAGGAGUGUAUGUGAAAGACCUGUCUUCCUUUGUCACCAAGAGUGUGAAGGAGAUAGAGCACGUGAUGAAUGUGGGGAACCAGAACCGUUCUGUCGGUGCUACCAACAUGAACGAGCACAGCUCGCGUUCUCACGCAAUUUUCGUUAUCACUAUUGAGUGCAGCGAGGUGGGCCUCGAUGGUGAAAACCACAUCCGUGUAGGGAAAUUGAACCUUGUAGAUCUUGCUGGCAGUGAACGGCAAGCCAAGACUGGUGCACAAGGGGAAAGAUUAAAAGAAGCUACCAAGAUCAACCUCUCCCUUUCCGCUUUGGGUAACGUCAUCUCUGCUCUGGUGGACGGCAAAAGCACUCACAUUCCAUAUCGGGACUCAAAGCUUACCAGGCUCCUCCAAGAUUCCCUUGGUGGCAAUGCUAAGACUGUGAUGGUGGCCAAUGUGGGGCCUGCCUCUUACAAUGUAGAAGAGACUCUGACCACUCUGCGAUAUGCCAACCGUGCCAAAAACAUUAAGAACAAACCAAGGGUCAAUGAGGACCCCAAGGAUGCCCUCCUUCGAGAAUUCCAGGAAGAAAUUGCUCGGCUCAAGGCCCAGCUGGAAAAACGGUCCAUAGGCAGGAGGAGGAGACGAGAGAAACGGAGGGAAGGUGGCAGUGGUGGAGGUGGGGAAGAGGAGGAGGAGGAGGGAGAAGAGGGUGAGGAGGAAGGGGACGAUAAGGAUGAUUACUGGCGGGAACAGCAAGAAAAACUGGAGAUUGAGAAACGGGCCAUUGUAGAGGAUCACAGCUUGGUUGCAGAAGAGAAGAUGAGGCUACUGAAGGAGAAGGAGAAGAAGAUGGAGGACCUGCGGCGGGAGAAGGAUGCUGCCGAGAUGCUGGGCGCCAAGAUCAAGGCCAUGGAGAGUAAGUUGCUUGUUGGAGGAAAAAAUAUAGUAGAUCAUACGAAUGAGCAGCAGAAAAUCCUGGAGCAGAAACGACAGGAAAUUGCAGAGCAGAAACGUCGAGAAAGAGAAAUCCAGCAACAGAUGGAAAGUCGAGAUGAGGAGACCUUGGAACUUAAAGAGACAUACAGUUCAUUGCAGCAAGAGGUGGACAUCAAGACCAAAAAACUCAAAAAGCUCUUCUCCAAGCUUCAGGCAGUGAAGGCUGAGAUCCACGACCUCCAAGAAGAACACAUCAAGGAGCGCCAAGAGCUGGAGCAGACUCAGAAUGAGCUCACCAGGGAGUUGAAGCUCAAGCAUCUUAUUAUAGAAAACUUUAUCCCUCUGGAAGAAAAAAGUAAAAUUAUGAAUAGAGCUUUCUUUGAUGAAGAGGAAGAUCAUUGGAAACUACAUCCUAUAACCAGACUGGAGAACCAGCAGAUGAUGAAGCGGCCAGUCUCAGCCGUGGGAUAUAAGAGACCACUGAGCCAGCACGCAAGAAUGUCCAUGAUGAUUCGUCCAGAGCCCCGAUACAGGGCAGAAAACAUUGUGCUGUUAGAGCUGGACAUGCCCAGCCGGACGACCAGAGACUAUGAGGGCCCAGCCAUUGCCCCCAAGGUCCAGGCUGCAUUGGAUGCAGCCCUGCAGGAUGAAGAUGAGAUACAGGUGGAUGCAUCAUCCUUUGAAAGCACUGCAAAUAAGAAAUCCAAGGCCAGGCCUAAAAGUGGAAGGAAGUCGGGAUCCUCCUCCUCUUCCUCAGGAACCCCUGCAUCUCAGCUUUAUCCACAGUCUCGGGGGCUGGUUCCAAAGUAAAGCCAGCUCCUCUUCUCCCAGGGUGGACACAGCAUUUGCCUUCUGAGAGAAGACUAGCAAAAAGCUACAGAGAGGACUUCAGCCCAAACUCAGAACUGUUCCCCUGAGGAGAAGUGAUGGCCUCUUUGCAGAUCAACCAACUUAACCUGGUCAAAUGUGCUGGUCCUCAUCUGGCACUCAGCUCCUCUGGGAAACAUCUUUUAAUUAGCAUCUCAGAAAUGCAUGGGUAAGGUACAGUGCGAUAGUCCAAGUGGAAAGCAAGAGAAUGACCAGUGACCUUGCUUCCUUCCCCCUUGCCUUCUUCUCCCCCUUCCCCUGCUCUCCCUUUGUCUCCCCUCUCCUUUUCCAGCCUGUUCUUUACAUGGGGCUCCCUUCUUGUUGAACAAUAGGGCAGAAUCAGGAGUCACCUUAGCAGGACCACAUCCAAGAGCCUCAGGAUAAAAUGACAGUGAGGUUGAAAAGUAAAAGCCCUAGAACUUGAAUAGGUGCCUGUUCUUGUUGGAGAAAUGAGAAAUCGCAUUUGGAUCCAGGCCCCAGAUGGGCCCCAUCAGCAGUCCUGCUUCCAAGCACCUCAGUAAGAAGCGGAUCUGCCCUUGAGAGCUGCUCAGUGAGGAAAUCUCUUCCAGUUUCUGCUUCUGAAGGACUCAAUGUUGGGAGCAAUAGAAAUAACAUUCCCUUUGCCUCCUCGGGAAUGUUUAGGGAAACAGCUUCUUUAAAACCUCAAAACCGUGACCAUCCUUUCAAAGACCUAAGUCUCUAAGCCUGUAAGCUGGUGCCAUGCCCAUACACCAUGCCACUUGACUCUUCAUUUGUCACCAUCUUUUCCCAAUCAUGCAUACUCUGAGCAUCCUUGUGUGGGUCCAUCCUCUGCCUCCAGAGCAUGCUUUGCAGUGGGCCUGUUUCGUGGGAGAAAGGAGGCUGGUUCUGCCUUCUCUGAUAGGGCUAGAGUUGAGGGAAGGGGUUGUAUAGUGGCACUUUUGAAUUCCCUGUUUUGUUCCAUAUUGGUACAGAGAGCAGAAGAGUAGCUAGGCAGACACAGAGAUGGAGACAUGAGACUCAGUGCAGUGGGUAGGAAAGGCAUAACAGAUGGAAGCAAAGGAAUCUGCCUGUCUUUAGCAGAGACAGAACUCACCAAAUCCUAGAACUGUGGCUCCCUCCAGGCUCAGACCUAAGAUGCUGUCAAGAGUGGCUGCGUGAUUGAAUAGGCUCAGAGGAGAGUUCAGAAUUCCUGUUUACAUAUACUAGUUUGGUUUGUAAGUUUUAGUUCCUUGUACUGUUGAGAUUCAGAGUUUCAUUUUAUGUUGGUCAUUAGGUGAAUAUUACUCAUUUUCCCCCAAGAGAAGCUCAUGAGUGUGUGAGGGUGUGAGAACACAAUGGUGCCUGUUUUGUGAAUGUGUCCAUGUGUGUUUGUAAGAGAGACCAAGAACUUGCCCAAUAUUAGAAAUACACUAAUGUGCAGUUGUUGCCUUUUAUCUUUAUUAAAGGCCCAUUGAAUGACUAAUCCACGCUAGAAGCAUUCCCAUGUGGGUGUCUGAGUCCAUGAGCCAAGCCUGAGGGGACAGUGUGAGUCUCCAGGUCUGCCACACUGGUGCACCUUGCUGGCACGGUGCCUCAGGAAAGUGGCGACUAAGGUGGGCCUUGAGUUAUACUUUAACUCAGCUGCUCAGUUCCCAGGGCACAUUUCUGGAUCAGAACUCAUGGGAAAUAGGAGGUACUAAGUGCAAUGUCUUAGCAUUCUGCAGAAUGGAGAUCUGUUGUCCAGUGGCUUAUCUCCUUUUUAGGAACCCUUCUUUUUGAACCCAGGGCCCUUUUCAGCAUAAUAGAGCCUUCCCUCCUCUUUUCUUGAGAUCAAACCUUGCUUCUUAUUUACUAAGGAUUUGCCUGUUUGAAAUAGAGCAAAACACUAAGGUGGAUAGCCUAAGCUGGUUGUUUGCUAGUUACACGUGUCUCACAACACAUAUCGUCAAAGCUAAUCUGAAUUCUGUAGGCUAAAAAUAUUUAUGUAGCAAAUCCGAGAACUGAAAACUGCAGAUAACUGGCUGGGUAUAGUGGUUCGUGCCUAUAAUCCUAGCACUUUGGGAGGCCGAGGUGGUUGCAUCACCUGAGGUCAGGAGUUCGAGACCAGCCUGGCCAACAUGGUGAAACCCCAUCUCUAUUAAAAAUACAAAAAUUUACUAGGUGUGGUGGUGCACACCUGUAGUCCUAGUAUUUGGAAGGCUGAGGCACAAGAAUCGCUUGAACCUGGGAGGUAGAGGUUGCAGUGAGUCAAAAUCCACCACUGCAUUCCAGCCACCUCAAAAAAAGGAAAAAAAGAAAAGAAAAGAAAACUGCAGAUAACCCUAUACCUUAAUACUGGUAUCCUGAGGUGACUCUUCUGACCAAGGGUGGUUAAGUGACACACAGAACUUUUCUAAGAAGGCAAAAGAAGACUCAUUUGGAAAUGAAGCCGUCCUUUUCCAAGCAGUCUCUGGUGCUUUUCUUCUCUCAAAAUGGAUCCGAUAAAUAUUUGAAUAGAGCAGAUUGUAGAAUGUCUUGCUGCCACCAGAAAGCUGCUUGCUUUGGGCUCUAUAUUGAGCCAAAUAGGUAGAGGACCUACCAAGCCCACUGAGGGACCAGGUUUUCUUGUCUCGAGUCAUAUGUAGGAUGUUCUGAGCCGUCUGAGGGCCUUCAUGCCAGCAGCAGCUAGCGAAGUCUGAAAGCAAGUCUAACAGGAUCUAAGAGGACCAUCAAGAGAAGGAGUUUGAGACUGUAUAUGCAACCCCAGGAGACCCCCUUUUGCUGUGAUCUGGAGAAUGUAUCUGGCUUCAUAUUUUAAAGUCCAUGUCUCUCAGACCCCUGGAUUCAGAACCCAAGGCCCCAAAUCGUAGGCAUGAAGCACUUUCUUAAGACUGACCUACCGCUGGAUUGUUUCCCGUCUAAUGCCUGCAUGCUGCUUGAAUCGCUCACCUACACCUCCGUGACCAAGGGCGCCAGAGUGCUGCAGCGUGGGCAGGGGCCAUGCUCUGCUUUUCCUGUCUGACUCUGACAAGUCCUCCCUCACUGAAUGUAGAAUCGUUGCCAAGUUUCUGAGAAGUGUCCAUUUCCUGUUAACGUGGAUAUCGGUUCUGCCUCACAUUUCCCACUUGGGGUUGAGGCGUGUUGGACCAUCUGAACCCCAUCAGUGGACGAAAAUGGGGCUGUUAAUACUAAAAGCCAUAGUAACAAUGCUCGGAGGGAACUGGCUGAGAAUAGUGGGCCUGGCGAUUGUCUAUCACACAAGGCUUUGUUCUGUACUGUUGAGAAAUCUGUCACCUUUCUGCCUGUCCUUGUUUCCUGAAUGAAAUGCUUCUGGGUUAUUUAUGAAAGGAGUGAUCCUGGGGCAGGCAGGAGGCAGUGAGCUUCAUGGCUCUUUGAAGUUGUUAUUGAUCUUGACCUUCUCUUUGGCUACCUUUAGACGAAGAAUAUGCCAAUCAAUACUUGGGGCUCUAAGUUUUACAAUUGAUAUUUAUUUGUAUCAUCUCUUUGUCUAGGAAUGUAAAAGUGAUUCUAAACUAAGAUGUGUAAUAAAAAUCAAUCAGAUUUAUUGUACCUACAAAAAAGUGUCCUUAUAAAUGACUAAGGGGUUUGAAAAUGACAUGCCUGUGGCUGACACCUGACAUUUUCGAUAAACAUUUUAAUUGGGUGGGAGUAGGAAAAUGAAGAUUUAGUUGUGAUGCUGAUGUUAUCUAAUAUGGCGACAAGAGGCAGGGUGCAGUGGCUCACACCUGUAACCGUAGAACUUUGGGAGGCUGAGGCAGGAGAACAACUUGAACCCAGGAGGAGAAGAUUGCAGUGAGCCGAGAUUGCACCAAUGCACUCCAGCCUGGGCCGAGAGCGAGACUCAAUCUCAAAAAAAUAAUAAAAAUAAAUAAAUAAUAUAGCAACAAAGAAAAUAGACAUAAAAUGAAGAAGGGCAGAGUGACAAGUAACUGCUUUUCAUGUUUUUCCAUAGAGGUUCCUGAGACAGACCUGGCCAACAGGCAUGAAAUUUCUUUUAACUUUUGUCUUUUGUUUUAAAAAUUCCUUUAAAAAGGCCGACCGCGGUGGCUCACGCCUGUAAUCCCAGCACUUUGGGAGGUCAAGAGAUCGAGACCAUCCUGGUCAACAUGGUGAAACCCCAUCUCUACUAAAAAUACAAAAAAUUAGCUGGGCACAGUGGCACGUGCCUGUAAUCCCAGCUACUCAGGAGGCUGAGGCAGGAGAAUUGCCUGAACCCAGGAGGCAGAGGUUGCGGUGAGCCGAGAUCGCGCCAUUGCACUCCAGCCUGGGUAACAAGAGCGAAACUCCAUCUCAAAAAAUAAAUAAAUAAAUAUUUCUUUAAAUGUACUAUUACAUGUCAUACGUAAAUAUACAUCUGUGCUUUUUUUUUUUUUUUGGAACAGGGUGUCACUCUGUUGCCCAGGCUCGAGUGCAGUGGUGUGGUCAUGGCUCUCUGCAGCCUCAACCUCGCAGGCUCAAGUGAUCUUCCCACCUCAGCCGGGACUAUAGGUGUGCACCAUUAUGCCUGACUAGUUUUUUAUUUUUUAUAGAAAUGUGAUCUCACUAUUUUGCACAGGCUGCUCUGUGCCUUUUUUAACACAAAAAUAUUUUAUGUUGUUUACCAACAAGAAAAAAAGAUACAAAAAAUGGGCCACACAUUGUCUCAUGGAAUCCCAUGCUCCUAGGCCUGCUGGAGUGACCCUGGGGGAUUGUGCACCCUAGUUGAGACGUGGGACUGGGUGGAAGGAGCACAGACCCUGGACUCCAAGCUGGAUUUGAAUUCUGGUAUUGCCACCGCUUACUAGCCACGUGACUAGCACACAUUUAGUUUCCCUCUCUGAACUUUCAGGUCUUUUGUCUAUAAAGUGGUGUGAUUAUCUUCACUUUGAAGGGCCGUUGUGAGGAUCAGCGAUACAUUUAAAACAACAAGUACAGGAUGUAGAUAGAGCAGAUAUUUAAAAAUGUGGUUACUGCUAUGAUAAGGCACUGUGUUUAGAAGAUACCAUGAACGCCUUGGGUCCUGAGAAACUAGAAUUCAAUAUUGGACAUACCAUCUUCAGAAAAUCCUAAGGAAAAGCCAUUAACCAUUUAGCAAUGUAUGUGGAGUACCUAGUAUGUGUCAAGCUAUUCUAGGCACUAGAUACAUAGAUGUAACACCAGAAACCUGCCUGCAUGGAACUUGCACUUUAAUGGGGGUGGAGGAUGGGUAAAUGUUAAAUUAACCAAAUGCACAUAAAGAUAGGAUUGCGAAUUGUGACAAUGCCAUGAAGUUAUAGAAUAGGUUUUGUGUUUUGUUUUUGAGGUGAGCUCUUGCUCUGUUACCCAGGCUGAAGUACAGUGAUGUGAUCAUGGCUCACUGUACCCUUGACCUCCUGGGCUCAAACAGCCCUGCCCCAGUCCUCCAAGCAACUGGAACCAAGGUGCAAACCACUACACCCGACUAAUUUUUUUUUUUUUUUUAAGAGAUGGGAUUUUGUCAUUUUGCCUAAGAUGGUCUUGAACUCAUGGGCUUAAGUGAUCCUCCUGCCUCAGCUUCCCAAAGUGCUCGGAUUAUAAUCGUGAGCCACCCUGCAUGGCCAAUAUAAUAGAAUAUUAGAAGAGAAUAGUGGAGGCGUAAUUUAGAUGGGGUGGGUAAAGUAGGGAAGAGCUUUUUGAAGAAAUGGCAGUAAUGGCAGUUACAGUGAGAUCUAAAGGACAAGAGUUAGCUGGGCAAGGAGGAGGGAAGGGCAUUUGUGAAGGGAUGGGGGAACAGUAUUUGCAAGGGUUUGCAGAACAGACUCGAAUUUCACAAGAAGGUGUCUGCAGUCCCUUUUUACCCUCACUAGAGGGAAGCAUGGAGAACUAUUGCAGAAAAGAUUUCAGUCUAGGACUGGAAAGGUACCAACAAAAAAUGUAAAGAACACAAGGGGACAGUGGCCUGUGCGACUCAGGCAAAGGUUUCAUAAUUGUGUUUCUUCCUGAGAUGCUUUCAAACUAUGUGUAAUGUCUGUUUACUCCCCACCCUUCCAAAAAUAGUUAAGAAACAGCUUGGCUUAGCCUAAAGAAUGAGUCGUUUAGAAUAGUUCAGAAUCCAUUACUCAGAAAGCAAGAGUUCAAAGUGUGAUUUGAAGAACUGUGUGUUCUUGAAAAUGACAGAAUUUGCCGGGCGUGGUGGUUCACACCUAUAAUCCCAGCACUUUGGGAGGCCAAGGGGGCAGAUCACCUGAGGUUUGGAGUUCGAGACCAGCCUGACCAACAUGGAGAAACUCUGUCUCUGCUAAGUUUCUACAGAAUUAGCCGGUGCAUGCCUGUAAUCACAGUUACUCAGAAGUCUGAGGCAGGAGAAUUGAUUGAACCCAGGAGGUGGAGGUUGUGGUCAACCAAGACCGCACCAUUACACUCCAGCAUAGGCAAGGAGUGAAACUCCAUCUAUCCGUCUGAAAAAAAAAAAAAAAAGAAAAUAGGAAAUGACAGAAUUCUUGGUUGGGCCAGAGUCUAAUUCAUGAGGGGAGAUACAGGACAGACAGGGCACCUGGGCAACUUGGAAACUCCUACCAACUCAGUUUUAUUUUUGUCUUUUGAAUUUUUAAAAUUUUAAUCAAGAAACGACUGAAUUUUGGAAACUGUAUUUUGAACUUCAAACUGAUCAUUUAAGUCUUAGGGCUUGUGAUUUUGGCAGGCCCUCUGUUACUAGAGUCACCAUCUGAUUGAAGCUUACCCUAAGAAUCUGGUCUCCAAGGACCAUGUGGUGGCCACAUCUGCCAACUGGGUUGUCAGUGGCAUUUGUCAAGGACGUAACUGUAGCUCUUGCAGCUGCUGUUUUAUCCUCAGUUUCUCUCACUCAUCUUGUGGUUAACUGGUCCCUGGGUGCUUCAGUGAGGCGUGCCAACGGGGAACUUAACUGUUGGGGUGGAGGAACGGGCAGAGGGAGCGAUGGCUCACCGCAUCUCAAGGGGACAGUGCAGCUCGCAGCCACUUGUUGAAUGCUCUCUGUGUACCAGGUGUCUUGCCCUGCCCUGGAGAGAGGGAGGUGAGUAGAUGCAUCAUGGUCCUUCUGAGGAGAUGGGAGACAGAAACACAAGGAUGGCAAUUCAGAGCACUUGGUGCCCAAGAGGCCUGCCUCCUCUCCCCACACAGCCCUCCUAGUCCUCUGAGGCCGGAGCCACAAAGGCCUCCAUUGGUUCCUGGUUAUGCCAUGUGCUUUCCUGCCCAGCACCUUCACACCUUCACACAUGCCAUGCCCUCUGCCUGAAACAUUUUCUCCCCAUUCUUUGCUUGGCUAACUCCUGCUCAUCCAUCAGGAAGCAGUUGAAUGUCACUUCCUCAGAGAAGCCUUCCCCAUGGUGGUUUUCCCCAUCUCCACCUGGCUGUGUGGUGUCUCUCACCAUGUCUUGUUUCCUUCUUAGCCCUGUUCCCAGUUUGUAAUUAUGUAUUUCUUUGCACUGGUCUCUCCAACUAGACAGUGCUCCCUGCAUGUUGUGUUUUCUAAUGUUGACACUGAGGUGAGUCAGAUGGCUGGAUCGGUACUGACACCUACAGCUCCCAACACAGUGUUAUCUGUCAGAGGAAGGAGAGGAAGAGCAAGGUUUUGCAAAGGAGGCAACAGAGAAUGAGUAGGAACCAGGUGUGCUGAGUCACACCUAUGAUCUCAGCACUUUGGGAGGCUAAGGCAGGAGGAUCACUUGAGGCCAGGAAUUCAAGACCAGGCUGGGCAACAUAGUGAGACCUCAUUUCCACAAACAAAAAAAUGUUUUUAAUUCAUCAGGCAUAGUGGCAUGAACCUGUAGUCCCAGCUACUCAGGAGGUUGAGGUUGGAGGCUCACUUGAGCCUGGGAGGUCAAGGCUGCAGUGAGUUAUGAUUGCGCCACUGCACUCUAGCCUGUGUGACAGAGGAAGGAAGGGUGAGCAUGCCAGACAAAGAAGAAGACAACAUGGAUAAAUGCAAGGAGAGUUCCUGGUGACUGGGGAAUCUGAUGGGCCUGGAGUGAUGGAAUGGAUGUGGAGAAUGGAGCUGGGAGGGUCUCAACUCCAUGGCUCAAGUUGGAGGGAGAGCCCUUGGAGGCUUUUGUGUGUUUUGGAGACCAGGGGAGCAAAGCACAGCCCUAUUUACACUCGAGUAUUUUCUCCUUAAGCCAGCCUGGCAUGCUGUUAUUUCUUUUUGAGAUAACAGAAAGCAGUUUCACUAAGUGCCUGCUUUAAGUUGGCCUGCUGUUCACGCAGCUUUCGGGGCUGAGUUGGCAAAUUGCCUUCUGCCAGGAGCUUUCUCUGGCACAGCUACUCCCCAAGGAAUUCUAAGGAGCACUUGAGCUUGACUCCAAGGUCUUAGUUCCCUAGGAAUGGGGCCCAGUCUUUUUUCAGGGCAGUGGGCUGGAAGGUGGCCCCUUUUCUGCAUUUGGCAGCAGAGAAAUUAAACUUCUGCCAUUGGUUCAGGGAUUUGUUUUUCUGUUCAGUCAACAAAAGAUUAACCUCUGCUGUUCAAGACUCUAUGUCAUGGGCUACAGCUGUGAACCCUGCUCUUGAAGAACUCUCAGUCUGGAGGAAAUUCUGGCCAUUCACAAAUGAGUAAAUUUAAGGUGAGCAGUGGCACAGAUACAGCACAAAGGAGGGGUCACAGAUUUCCACAAAGGGCUUUGUUAUGCAGUGAUCACCCUGUGCUGGAUUAUUCCAGGGACAGUGAGGAGCCAGGGCAUUGGCGUCAGAUUCAUUUAUUCAUUCUUUGAGCAUCUACUAAGUACUGGGCAUUCCUCUAGAUCCUGGGGAUAUAGAAGGAAGGCCCAGCCCUAAGGGAUGUCAGUCGCAUCCUAAUAGGGGAGGCAGCUGGUUGUCAAAGGACACACAUGCUGUGUCUAAUGGUGGUCAGAAGUGCUCUGAAGUAAAACCAGGCAGGUCAGAGAGUAAAGAGCUGGGGGUAUGGCCGAGCUGGAUUGGGAGGGCAGGGAAGGCAUCUCUGGAGUGAUGAGAUGUAUGUUUGAGCAGAGCCCUGAAUGAAAUUAGGGAGCAAGCUGUGUGAGCAUCUGGUACCUGGAGGCAGAAUAUUCUAAAAAGUAAGAGUCAGAGUGUGGCUGGGCACGGUGGCUCACACCUGUAAUCCCAGCACAUUGAGAGGCUAAGGCUGGCGGAUCACCUGAGGUCAAGUUUGAGAUCAGCCUGGCCAACAUGGUAAAACCCCGUCUCUACUAAAAUAUAAAAAUUAGCCAGGUGUGGUGACAUGUGCCGUAAUUGCAGCUACUCAGGAGGCUGAGGCAGGAGAAUCCUUUGAACCUAGGAGGCGGAGAUUGCAGUGAGCUGAGAUUGCGCCGUUGCACUCUAGCCUGGGUAACAGGGCGAGACUCUGUUUCAAAAAAAAAGAGAAAGAAAAAAGUAAAAGAGUGCAAAGGAGGUGGGAGUGCAUUUAGGGGCAGCAAGGGGACUAAGGGUACCUAGUGGGCAGUAGGUUGGGAAUGUGGGCAGGGGCCAAAUCUGAAUGGUAAGUGGAUUUUAUUUUUGAGCCAUUGGACAUUUCUUUUUAAAAAAAAUAUGGAACAGGCUGGGUGCGAUGGCUCACGCCUGUAAUCCUAGCACUUUGGGAGGCCGAGGUGGGUGGAUCACCUGAGGUCAGGAAUUCAAGACCGGCCUGGCCAUCAUGGUGAAACCCCAUCUUUAAAAAAAUAUAAAUAUGGAACACUUCACAAAUUUGCAUGUCAUCCUCGCGCAGGGGCCAUGCUAAUCUUCUCUGUAUCGUUCCUAUUUUAGUACAUGUGCUGCCGAAGCGAGCACGUGAGCCAUUGGACACUUCUGAGCAAAAGAGGGAAAGGAUCUGACAGGAAUUCCCUGAAAGGAUCCCUCUGGCUGCUUGGUGGAGAUAAACCUUAGGGAGCAUGAGGGGAAGUGAGGAGACUGCUUUGAAAUUCAACCUCUGCUACUUGCUUCCAUGUGUUUUAUUCCUUUUUGAAAAAAACAAAAACAAAAACAAAAAACCAACCCACACAGAUGUAUUGAGAUUUACAGUCAUGCAUCCCUUAACAAUGGGGAGACUAUCUGAGAAGUGCAUCGUUAGGUGAUUUCAUCAUUGUGUGAUCGCCGUGGAGUGUAUAUGCACAAGCCUACGUAUAGCCUACCGCACAGUUAGGCUGUGUGCUCUAGCCUGUUGCUCCCAGGCUACAAACCUGUAAAGCGUGGUACUGCACUGAAUACUGUAGGCAACUGUAACAAAAAGUAUUUGUGUGUCUAAACAUUUCUAAACAGAAAAGGUACAGUAAAAAUAUGAAUUUUUUUUUUUGAGACGCACUCUCACUCUGUCAUCACGCUGGAGUACAGUGGCAUGAUCUUGGCUCACUGCAACCUCCACCUCCCAGGUUCAAAUGACUCUUCUGCCUCAACCUCCCAAGUAGCUGGGACUACAGGCACCUAUCACCGCGCCCGGCUAAUUUUUUGUAUGUUUAGUAGAGAAAGGAUGUCACUAUAUUGGCCAGGCUGGUCUUGAACUCCUGACCUCGUGAUCCACCCACCUCAGUCUCCCAAAGGGCUGGGAUUACAGAUGUGAGCCACCGCGCCCGGCCAAAAUAUGGUAUGAUAAUCUUAUGGGACCACUGUGUUAUAUGCAGUCUGUCAUUGACCAGUUGUCCUUAUGUGGUGUGUGACUGUCAUUUACUUACCAUACCGUUUGCCAAUUUAGUGUACCAUUCAACAGUUUUUCAGUAUAUUCACAGUUGUGUAACCAUCACCAUCAUUAACUUAAUUUAAUUUUUAAUUUUAAUUUUAAUUUUUUAUGUUUUGAGGUAGAGUCUCACUCUGUCACCAAGGCUGGAGUGCAGUGACACAAUCUCAGCUCACUGCAGCCUCCGCCUCCAGGGCUCAAGCAAUUCUCUGACCUCAGCCUUCAGAGUAUCUGGGAUUACAGGUGCCACCAUGCCCAACUAAUUUUUGUAUUUUUAGUAGAGGUGGGGUUUCACCACAUUGACCAGGCUGGUCUCCCAACUCCUGACCUCAGGUGAUCUGCCCCCGCUCAGCCUCCCAAAGUGCUGGGAUUACAGGUGUGAGCCACCGCACUCAGCCACCAUAAUUAAUUUUAAAACAUUUUCUGGCCAGGCCCAGUGGCUCACACCUGUAAUCCCAGCACUUUGGAAGUCCUGGGCCAGUGGAUCAUUAGGGAUUAGGAGUUCCACACCAGCCUGAGCAACAUGGCGAAACCCUGUCUCUACUAAACAUACAAAAAAUUAGUUGGGCAUGCUGGCGCACACCUAUAAUCUCAGCUACUCGGGAGGCUGAGGCAGGAGAACAGUUUAAACCCUAAGUCAGGGGUUGCAGUGAGCCUAGAGCACACCACUAGGCUCCAGCAUGGGCGAGAGUGAGACUCUGUCCCCAAAACAAACAAAAGAAAAGAAAACAAACAAACAAACAAAAAACAUUUUUACUGCCUCAAGUAUGCAUUAGCAGUCACUCCCCACUUUCCUUCAACUCUGUGGCCCUAGGCAACCUCUAAUCUGCUUUCUGUAUCUUCUGUCUACUCCUGGCUCUUUUUGGGUCUUAUCUGUAUUGCAAUUUGCUUAUCCGUAACGUCACAGGGUAACUGUGUGGUUUUAAAAGGCAAUAUGAAAACAUGAGAGCUUGUCUAGCAGGCCAAGCAAAGUGGCUGUGCCCUUUGCCGCUGCCCUGACUCCUGGUUUGCCAUCCCAGAGCAGGAUAGCACUGACGAUGCGUCACCGAGGCAGUGUGGGCUGUGGUAAAGAGUGUGGGUGCCAGACCCAGACGGCUAGAUUGGGAAUUCUGAACUCACGAUUUACUAGCUUUGCAAUUCUGGCAGUUUCUAAACCUCCUUGGGGCUUCAGAUUCCUCAACUGUCAAGAAUGAGUCACAGCAAGUACAGUCAUGCAUCCCUUAAUGGUGGGAUAGUUUCUGAUAAAUGCAUUGUUUAGGCGAUUUUGUCAUUGUGUGAACAUCAUGGAGUGUAUUUGCACAAAUCUAGAUGGUAUAUACAUUUUAUUUAUAAAAGCGUCCUUACUUUAGGCCUGGCACAGUGACUCAAAGCAUGUAAUUUCAGGACUUUAGAUAGCCAGGUGCGAGGGUUGCUUGAGGCACUGAGGUCAAGACUAGCCUGGGCAACAUAGCGAGACCUCUGUCUCUACAAAACAUUAAUAAAUUAGCCAAGCGUGAUGGUGCACCCUGUAGUCCCAAGUACUCAGGAGGCUAAGACAGGAGGAUCUCUUGAGCCCAGGAGUUGGAAGCUGCAGUGAGUUGUUAUCAUCCCACUGUACUCCAGCGUGGGUGACAGAAGAGAGACCCUGUCUCAAAAAAAAAAAAUCAUCCUUACUUCAUGGAGCUCAGUGGAGAAUUCAGUGACCUAUUUAAUACCUACUAUGUGCCAUGCAGUGUUUUGAACACCACAAAAGCCCCUGCCCUCCUGAAGCUUGUGUGGAGCAAGUGGAGAGCGACAGAAAUUAAUAAUCAUCAUAGUAAUCAUGAAUAAGAAAGCGCAUCUGUAAAUCACCUAGCGCCUGGCACGUGGUGAGCUCUCCAGAAGUAGUAGCAGUUAGGGUUAUUAUGUGAAAACACUGUGUAAAGCUGGAGAGCUCAGCAUAGAGGUAGGUCUCAAGGUGACUGUGCCAUGAGCUUGUCACCAUCACUGAAGCCUUACCUCAUCUCUGCUCAACUGAAUUUCAUUCAGCCUCCAAUCCUGGGUGAAAUCUUUGUCUCACUGUGUACAGCUUUCUCCUUUCCUCCUUUCAUCCAGCAUUUACUGAAUGGCACUUUGGGCCAAACACCCUGCUGGGCGCUGCAAAACCCAGGAGAAGCAUGGUCAGGAGCCUGCAGGAGGGAGCCCAGGGCAUUCUGGGAGCCUCGUGGCCACGCACACUAGAGCUAGACUGUCAAGGAACCUACUUGCUGAAUUUUGCUUUUAUUCUGCCAGGGGAGACUGAAGGCUGCUGAGCUGGGUGAUAAAGUUGGCGGAUAAACUAAGACUUCACAACAUUCUUGUUUAAGUAAUGCAUGGUAAAAGUAAAUAUCUGCAUUACGGUUAAAUCCAUAAUCCAUAUUUAAGCACUGCAGUCAAACCAAAAAGCUACAAGACGGAGAUGUAAAGGCAUGUAGAGGAGCACAGACCUCAGGGCAAAUGAUGUCUCCAACUGAAGACAGUGUACUCCUAAAUCAGCAAGAAAUGUGGUCAAACGGAGCAGGGAGGUUUUGAAGCUAGAUAAACCAUGGUUGGCACUUACUACCCGUUUUGAGCUAUUGCACCUCUACAGGAGGGUUAAUACCUGCAGUGUUGCUGAAAGGAUUAAAGAAAUAUCCGGCCGGGCUCGGUGGCUCACACCUAUAAUCCCAGCACUUUGGGAGGCCGACACGGAUGGAUCACGAUGUCAAGAGAUCAAGACCAUCCUGGUCAACAAGGUGAAACACGAUCUCUAUUAAAAAUACAAAAAAAAAAAAAAAUUAGCUGGGCAUGGUGGCGCACGCCUGUAGUACCAGCUACUCGGGAGGCUGAGGCAGGAGAAUUGCUUGAACCCAGGAGGCGGAGGUUGCAGUGAGCUGAGAUCGCGCCAUUGCACUCCAGCCUGGGUAACAAGAGCAAAACUCUGUCUCAAAAAAAUAUAUAUAUAUAUCCAUCAAGUGUCUGGCACUUAAUAGGCACACAAUAAGAGGUAUAUAUUAUUAGAUAUUAAUAAUAAUAUUAAGAUAAGUAGUACAGCAUCAUGGAAAGAGUUCUUGUGUCAGGCAGCCCUGUGUCCAAAUUCUGAUACAUCCCAAGCAAGCUGCUUAACCUUUCUGAGCCUUGAGUUGUCUCCUCACCUGCAAAAUAAAUGAAUAAGACCUCCCAUGUAGGGUUGAGGUAGGGAAUAAAUAAGAAUAUGGACUUUGUAGGUUAUAUAGUAGAUGUUCAGUUAAGUGCUAUUUUAAAACUAAAAUGGAGCUUUAUUGAAAUUUUUUGGUUAUUUUUUUUUUUCUGAGACAGGGUCUUGUCCUGUUUCCCAGGCUGAAGGGCAGUGGCACCAUCACAGCUCAUUGCAAUGUCCACCUCCCUAGCUCAGGAGAUCCUCCCACCUCAGCCUCCCAAGUAGUUGGGAGUACAGGUGUGCACAGCCAUGCCUGGCUAAUCUUUUGUGUUUUGUGUAGAAACACAGUUCUGCAGGCAAGGUGAGUGGCUCACACCUGUAACCCUAGCACUGCAGGGUUCCAAGACAGGUGGGUCACAGGUCAGCGCUUUGAGACCAGCCUGGCCAACAUGGCAAAACCCAUCUCUACUAAAAAUUCAAACAUUAGCUGGGCAUGGUGGCGCAUGCAUGUAAUCCUAGCUAUUUGGGAGGCCAAGACAGGAGAAUUGCUUAAACCCAGCAAGUGGAGGUUGCAGUGAGCCAAGAUAACCCCACUGCACUCCAGUCUGGGUGACAGAGCAAGGCUUUGUCUGUGGGGGCGGGGGAAGAAACAUGGUUUUGCCAUGUUGCUUAGGCUGGUACUGAAUAUUUUGAUUAUAAAAGUUAUAUAUUCUAAUGGUAAAAAAAAUUCAAACAAUGCAAAAACGUUUUAAGAAAGUAAUUACAUUGCUUGUAACUGAGGAUAAUGAAACAAAUUAAAAAAAAAAAAAAGAAAGUAAUUACAAUUCACUGGAAAUUCCAUUACCCAGAGCCAAUGAUAAUAUUUUGGGUACCUCUUUGUGCUAAUAUUUUGGUUUGACCAUCGUAAUAUACCUAAGUUUAUUCUAUGCACCUGUCCCGUUUUCACUCAAUGAUAUGUUGUGGACAUAUAUCCAAUUAAUAAAUUUAAAUUUAUGUUAUUGUUUUGUAUCAGUACCUAGCAUUAUAUGAUAUUAUAUUGUGCCAGGAUUUAUUUAGCACUGUUGAUGGUCAUUGAGGUUAUUUUCAGAUAUUUACCAUUUUAUACAAUGCUAUAUUAAACAACCUCGGAGAAA